Messenger RNA from Saccostrea cuccullata (small rock oyster), 729 nucleotides. RefSeq lists its product as uncharacterized. Lineage: Eukaryota; Metazoa; Mollusca; Bivalvia; Ostreida; Ostreidae. The transcript has a single exon. The coding region runs from base 1 to 729 and encodes 242 amino acids. The record is from RefSeq and is a predicted model, not a curated record.
AUGAGGAUAGCAUGUCGAAAUACAGAGGAGGUGUGGGUAACGGGAAAGAAUAAAACCAUUACUCGUAUCAACAUACAGGGUUCUGUACAGGAGACUGUUACCUUUCAGAAUAAUCCUUGUGAUAUUUCAGUUUCAAACGAAGGAUAUUUGCUAUACAUUGAUAGAGUAAAUCGAGUAAUUAAUGAUGUCCACCAGACAACAGCAAAGUUCACAACAGCACAAGGAUGGUAUCCAUUAGGACUGUGUUGUACACAAUCAAGAGACUUACUGGUCAGUAUGUGUACACAUAAUUAUGAACAUUAUAAAAUUGUCAGUUAUGAAGGUCAAACAAUAAAGCAGGAGAUAGAGAAGGACAACAAAGGUAAACCGCUAUAUAAAAGAGGUGAAAUGAUGCUCUUUGUGACGGAAAACAACAACGGGGACAUCUGUGCCUCUGAUUGCAAUGGUAAAAAAGUCGUUGUAGUGAAUAAGGCAGGAAAACUUCGAUUCCAAUAUAAAGGACAAAAGAAGAUGAAGAAACAGUUUGAUCCCGCCAGUAUUGUCACAGAUUUCGAGGCUCGUAUAAUAGAAAAAGUUUACGGUAAUUCCUGUACCCACAUCAUUGAUCAGGAUGGUCAAUUUCUCCGUAUUCUGGCUUUUUGUGGAGCACUGAGUCUGGACACACUGGGACGACUGUGGGUGGGGGAUAAUGAUGGUGGAAGUGUUAAGGUCAUCAAAUAUACAAAUUAA